AUGGAGAUGUAUAAAAAAUCUUUAGAAGAUACAGCCUAUAAAUACGAAAGAAACACAAGAUUUAAAAAUCAAAUAAACGAUAUUAAAAUUGUAGCAACCCAAUCAAUAAGUCUUGGUCAAAUUAUAUACACCUUGUGUGGGAUGACCGCUGCUAUAAAACCAGAAGAAAUAAAAAUUGGGGUUAAUGACUUCUCUAUUUUAACAAGUUCACGUAAUAAAAAAGAUUUACUGUUUCUCGGACCUGCGGCUUAUAUAAACCAUUGCUGCUCAAACAAUACGGAAUUGGUGGCUGGAAAGGGGGAAGGAGUCUGGUGUGCAAAAGCAAUUCAACAAAUAAAUAUUGGUACAGAAAUAACAACAUACUAUGGUGACCAUUACUUUGGUGAAAACCAAACAAAUUGUGAAUGCCAAUGUCACACUGACAAAGUCCCAGUAAACGAUGUAGAUAGUCUGGGUAAUCAAGAUCAACCACAAAGCGAAACGCCUGUUGCAUCAACUUCAGUCAAACCUGUGACACAAGAGCAUAUGGGUAAACAAGAUCAACAAGCAAGCGAAUUGCCAGUUGCAAACCCUUCAGUCAAACCUGUGACACAAGUAGAUAGUCUGGGUAAUCAAUAUCAACCAGAAAGCGAAACGCCUGUUGCAUCAACUUCAGUCAAACCUGUGACACAAGAGCAGAGGGGUAAACAAGAUCAACAAGCAAGCGAAUUGCCAGUUGCAAACCCUUCAGUCAAACCUGUGACACAAGUAGAUAGUCUGGGUAAUCAAUAUCAACCAGAAAGCGAAACGCCUGUUGCAAACCCUUCAGUCAAACCUGUGACACAAGAGCAUAUGGGUAAACAAGAUCAACAAGCAAGCGAAUUGCCAGUUGCAAACCCUUCAGUCAAACCUGUGACACAAGUAGAUAGUAUGGUUACAGAUACUGAUACAGAAGAAAGUGAAACCGAUUCAGAGAGUAUGGAUAUAAAUACAGAUACAGAAGAUACUGAUUUAGAGCAGAGGGGUAAACAAGAUCAACAAAAAAGCGAAUUUCCAGUUGCAAACCCUUCAGUCAAACCUGUGACACAAGUAGAUAGUCUGGGUAAUCAAGAUCAACCAGAAAGCGAAACGCCUGUUGCAUCAACAUCAGUCAAACCUGUGACACAAGUAGAUAGUAUGGGUACAGAUACUGAUACAGAAGAAAGUGAAACCGAUUCAGAGAGUAUGGAUAUAAAUACAGAUACAGAAGAUACUGAUUUAGAGCAUAUGGUACAGAUUGAGCAUUGA
Messenger RNA from Rhopalosiphum padi (bird cherry-oat aphid), 1266 nucleotides. RefSeq lists its product as uncharacterized. The coding region runs from base 1 to 1266 and encodes 421 amino acids. The transcript is spliced from 11 exons. Gene Ontology annotation, cellular component: nucleus. The record is from RefSeq and is a predicted model, not a curated record. NCBI's taxonomy places the organism in Eukaryota, Metazoa, Arthropoda, Insecta, Hemiptera, Aphididae. Gene Ontology annotation, molecular function: histone H4K20 methyltransferase activity; protein binding.